Molecule: messenger RNA, 2360 nt
Organism: Menidia menidia (Atlantic silverside)
Lineage: Eukaryota; Metazoa; Chordata; Actinopteri; Atheriniformes; Atherinopsidae
Source: the annotation of a GenBank genome assembly
CCGUCAGCACGCAGCGUCCUCUUUUGACUGGGAGACUCUCCGCCUACCCCUGACAAACACAGUCACGUUUGUGUUGGCGCGUGAGCUCGUUUGUUUUUUCCCCCCCUGGAGGGCACGGGCUUUUUCGGCAUGAAGAUGACGGCUGUUUUCUCGGACUUCCAGCCAGGUUGGCCUCAUUGGCGCUACUUGUUUGCAACACUCUGUCUCGUCGUCACCGUCUACAAAAUAGCGGCUGUGGUCGUGAGGAGGAGGACGGUGCUUCAACACUUCGAGGCUUUCCCUGGACCCCCGGCACACUGGCUGUUUGGACACGUUCUCCAGUUUAAACAAGAUGGGACAGACUUGGAGAAGGUGGUGAAGUGGGGAGAGCAGUAUCCAUAUGCAUUCCCAAUGUGGUUCGGCCCCUCUGUCUGUAUUCUCAACAUUCACCAUCCCGAUUAUGUAAAAACUCUUCUUGCAUCAACAGAACCAAAAGAUGAUUUUGCAUAUAGCUUUAUAAAGUCUUGGAUUGGUAAUGGGUUACUGGUAUCAAGCGGUCAAAAAUGGUUUCGCCACAGAAGGCUCCUGACUCCAGGUUUCCAUUAUGAUGUUUUAAAACCAUAUGUGCAACUGAUGUCACAGUCUGCUAAAACCAUGCUGGACAAAUGGGAAAGUUAUGCAACCACCAAUGAGGUGUUUGAGCUGUUUGAACAUGUGAGCCUCAUGACUCUGGACAGCAUCAUGAAGUGUGCCUUCAGCUGCGACAGCAACUGUCAGACAGAGGGAGGUACAAAUAGGUACAUCCAGGCAGUGUAUGAGCUCAGUGACCUUAUAAACAUUCGAAUGAGGACGUUUCCAUAUCACAGUGAUCUCAUUUUCUACCUCAGCCCACAUGGUUUCCGACAUAGGAAAGCCUGCAAGGUGGCCCACAGUCAUACCAAGGAGGUUAUAAGAAAGAGAAAAGAAGCAUUGAAAGGAGAAACGGAGCAUGGGCGCCUACAAUCAAAGAGAUACUUGGAUUUUCUGGAUAUCCUUCUCUUUGCAAGAGAUGAGAAACAGCAGGGUCUAUCAGAUGAAGAUAUCCGAGCAGAGGUGGACACUUUCAUGUUUGAAGGGCAUGACACCACAGCCAGCGGCAUAUCUUUCAUCCUCUACUGUCUGGCCUGCCACCCAGAGCACCAGAAGAUCUGCAGGGAGGAGAUAAUUGAGGCCCUUAAUGGCAAGGACAACAUGGAAUGGGAGGAUCUCAGUAAAAUCCCUUACACCACAAUGUGCAUAAAGGAAUCGCUCCGUCUUUACCCGCCUGUGCCAGGAAUGUCCAGGAAGAUUUCGAAGCCCAUGACCUUUUUUGAUGGAAGGACUUUGCCAGCAGGUUUUCAAAUUGGAACGAGUGUGUUUGGGAUUCACCGAAAUCCUGUUGUCUGGGAGAACCCUGAGGUCUUCGACCCACUGCGUUUCCUGCCAGAAAAUGUGUCUAAAAGGUCGCCUCACGCCUUUGUGCCUUUCUCAGCUGGGCCAAGAAACUGUAUCGGUCAGAAUUUUGCAAUGAACGAGAUGAAGGUGGUGACAGCCCUGACGCUGCAGCGAUACCUGCUGAUGGAAGACUCCUCUUUCAAACCCAAGAUGAUUCCUAGACUGGUUCUGCGGUCUCUUAAUGGCAUCCACAUCAAGAUCAAACCGGCAGAGCUGUAGUUUUUAGAGGAAUACUAAGAGCUGCUAUAACCACCGUACUGAAUUAGGGAAUAAUUUAAGAUGAUUUCAGGUAACAUUUCAUGAAGUUUUUGACAUAAAAUCUAAUCACUACAAAUAAUAUGAUAUAUGUUUUAAGAAGAAAGUUAUAGUCUUUUUGCAGUGACGCUUUUCUAAGUGGUCAAUUUUGCACUUUGUUAAAAAAUUAGUUGCACUGUUUUUGAUAUGUUGACAUUUGCUUCAGUUUGUGAAAUAAAUCAAAAUGAGGAUUUCUUCACCCAUAUAUUAUUUUGUUGAAUAGAAAUGUUCAAAAAUCACAGCAGAUGAAAGAAAAGUAUUGUUUUGAUCCUUUGGUUUCAUUAAUGCAAUUUUAAUUUCCCUGGAAAAUAAUGCUGCAAUCUGCAUACAAAAUAAGAAGAGGCAUCAUAAAAAGAAGGACACUCUCUGGAUAUUUAUGCACAGUUAAAUAAAUUUGCAUCUGUGGUCUAAAGUCACCUCCUAAAAGUGUGGUUAGUCAUUCAAAGCACACUUGUCUCUUUGCACAUCGAGCUCUCAGGUAUGUUUAUCCAGGCCAGGGUAAGAUUGGAGAAAAAUAAUCAAUGAUCGAUGCUAACUGGAGGCAGAACUAGUUUAUGACUUGAAACCAAAGCGAAAAAACUAACAAAGAAAGAAACUGUAUUUCUCUGAGUGGU